AUGGACUCGUGCAAUAAUCAGUUCAGUGAUUUAAAGUGUUUGGAUACUCGGUGCAGUACGUGUAGUGAUAAUGAUGAUCAGAUGGUAGAAAUUAAUAUCGACAGUUCAAAUAACGAUUACAGAAUUGAUUCGAAAUGUUGGUGCAAUAGAGAAGACUGUUGUAUGUAUGUGGGUGGUGACUGUGACUACGGUCAGCAGAAUAUGAAUCCUAUUCUAAGUGAUAUUCCUGAUAAUAAUUAUACUAGCAGGUAUACGUAUAACAAUUCGGAGUGUACGACCACAGAGAGUGACUCGGUCUCUGAGACCACAUCGGAUGAGUCACUCAGUACAUUGACCUCUGGCAUCAAGACUGUUAUAUAUGGAUCUGUGAGCUCCAAAGACGCCUCAUUACCUAGAGACAUUGAUGAAGAUUUAAAUGAAAAUGAAUGUUCAAAAACUAAAGCAGCUUGUGUUGUGACGUAA
Messenger RNA from Danaus chrysippus (African queen), 462 nucleotides. NCBI's taxonomy places the organism in Eukaryota, Metazoa, Arthropoda, Insecta, Lepidoptera, Nymphalidae. The record is from the annotation of a GenBank genome assembly.